AAUUGCAUCGCAUCAGUGUUGAGAAAGAAAUCAAGUUGGAACGUUCAGCUCCUCUUGAUAGAAUUUUAAUUUUAUUUUUUAAAUUUCCGUUAAAAUCGUUGUUCGGUAAAAUGACCAAUUUCAAAAUGCAUUUUACCAUUUUAUUGAUCAUCGCCAUCGCAUCGUGCAUUGAUGGCAUUGAUGACUCUGCCACGACUUCAAACAUCCAAAGACACAGCAAAAAUUGCUCCGAGUUUUCGUCCGUAAUAAGAAAUGUCCGGCAUUUGGUUGAAUCGGAGAGUACAUACAAUACAUUUUUCGAACGCAUUGGCAUUGUGACCCGGACAUCUGUAUUCCGCGUUGAUUCGUGCAACGAUUACGUCGACAAUCAGGUGAAACAUGCAAGAAUACUCACAAUCGCUGCUCAAUUCUUCAAAAACGAAUUCAACAUGCCGUUGGACGAAUUUGAACGUCUCGCUAGAAAGUGUAUGGUCGAAGAUCGACCCUCCUCAAACCACAAUAGAAAACCAGCAUCACCACGUUCGAAGUACCGUUCGAUCGAUGGACGAGGAAACAAUUUGAAAAAUCCGGAUUGGGGAUCCAGUGACACUCCUUUUGCUCGCUACAUUCCAAACAAUUACCAAGACGGAAUUUAUGCAAUCAAGAAAAGUGUGACCGGAUCAGAUUUGCCAAAUGCGAGGCUCAUUGUGCAGGAGGUGUUACUGAAGUCCGUUAGAUCUCCUGCACCGCCAAUGAUGUACAAUAUGAUGGGUUUGACGAUCAUUUUAUUUGCGACCCAUGAUCUGCACUACCAAGUCCCAAUGCAAAUAAAAUGUAGCGAUGGUGGUAUUCGCUGUUGUUCUAGGGGAAGCCAUCAUGUAUUGCCAACGGAUUUAUCGAACUCUGCAUGCCUUCCGAUUCACAUAUCUCAAACUGACCCAUUUUUUAAGACCGGGAACAUUGGAUGCCAGAAUAUGGUACGGUCACAAAUCGGAAACUAUCCAAAGAGCACCACUGGCCAAGCCGGCCAGAUACUAAACCGUGCUACGGCAUUUUUGGACUUGUCUCUGAUUUAUGGAAACUACGACUCCGAACUGAGACCCAUUCGACUGUACAGAGGCGGGAAAUUGCGACUGGGAAAGAAUAAUGUGUUGCCAGUGGAUUCGAAUGGAAAGCAUAUACCAUCGAUGGAUCGUUUUACUGCGACACCUGUUGGUGCAAUUUGGCCAGCUCUAUUUUCGCGAAAUCAUAACCACCUUGCCGAACGACUGGCCAAACUCAAGCCGAAGUGGGACGACGAAACACUGUUCCAGGAAGCUCGUCGCAUAAACAUUGCAAAUUUUCAGUUCAAUUUGAUUACGGCGAAAUCGAUCGAAAAGGUGUUCAACAAAGUGGUCAACACGAGCUACUCGGAGGAUGUAAAUGCUGCAACUCUCGUUGAAUUUCCGUUCACGUACCGCGGUGGACACUAUUACAUACCGUCACACAUGACGUUUCAACAAGAAAAUAAUGACGUCACAAAGUACCUGCAAUCGGAUACGAUCGGCAAAAUUGAAUUGCUGGAAGAUGAUUUUGACGGAGCGCUAAGAGGUGCUCUACAUACGCCAGUUAAUGUUGAACGGUACAGUGAUGAGAUAAUCAACAGAAUCGGUAAGAAUGAUCAAGGCUAUGGACUAGACAUCAUAUCGUGGGACAUUCAACGAGGACGCGAUCACGGAAUUCCAUCGUUCGUCCAAAUACGGCGCGCAUGCAAGCUAACACCAGAAAUCAAUAGCUUUGACGAUUUCAACAAAAUGUUCAACAAAACAAACGUCGAGCUAUUGAAAAAAGUGUACAAAUCGCAUGAGGACGUCGAUUUUUAUGUUGGCGGUCUGUUGGAAGCCUUCGAAACCGUUGGAAAUCCAUUUGCUGGUCCAACGUUCGGAUGCAUAAUUGGUGCAAAUUACAAUAAUGUCAUGGGUGGUGAUCGUUACUUUUACACUCAUCCGGAGAAUCCAUAUCCAUUUACGCCAGCUCAAAUCGAUGCGAUUAAGAGCUAUCAAGUUCCCCAUAUUUAUUGCGCCAAUUCUGGUUUGAAGGAAAUCGUUAAGUUGUGGUCGUACACACCGAACGCCAACAAUCCGAAAAUCGAGUGCAAAAAUGUCCCUCUAAUGGAUCUAUCGGCUUGGGCUUGAUUUUGUCCUAUUUUUACAUUUGCCAGACGAAUUAAAAGAUUUUUAAAUGAACAAAA
This is a messenger RNA of Bradysia coprophila, 2209 nucleotides long. Its product is annotated as salivary peroxidase/catechol oxidase-like. NCBI's taxonomy places the organism in Eukaryota, Metazoa, Arthropoda, Insecta, Diptera, Sciaridae. The record is from RefSeq and is a predicted model, not a curated record. Gene Ontology annotation, molecular function: heme binding; peroxidase activity. Gene Ontology annotation, biological process: response to oxidative stress.